This is a messenger RNA of Trichomycterus rosablanca, 585 nucleotides long. RefSeq names its product major intrinsically disordered NOTCH2-binding receptor 1-like. NCBI's taxonomy places the organism in Eukaryota, Metazoa, Chordata, Actinopteri, Siluriformes, Trichomycteridae. The record is from RefSeq and is a predicted model, not a curated record. The transcript is spliced from 3 exons. The coding region runs from base 1 to 585 and encodes 194 amino acids.
AUGGACAUUACUGUUCUUCCGAACAAUAACCAUCCAGAGAAAUUCCUCCAGCUUGAUGUGAGAACGCUACCAGCCAGCCAUGGAAUGUUCCAGAUCGGGGCUGCACUUUCUGGCCAGAGGCAAUGGCACAACAAGGUAUACUCACAGAGUUCAAGGACAAGAAUGAAGAUGUCAAAACAGCCAGUGUCACCAGGGGGCAGUCCUGAGUUCAGAGACAAAAUACUGGAGCAGCACAUCACACCACUUACUCUAAAACCAAGGGUCAAGCAAAACCCACUCUAUACAGAUAUACAGACUGUACAUGUGGAGGAAAACCAGAGGUCCAAACCUUCCUGGACUAUUGAGGAAUUUGACAGACACUCUUUGCAUGAAAACCUGGCUGAUUAUCUACAGGAAGACCCUAGGAAACUGAAUUUUUGGCUGGAGGAUCUGUACACGCCGGGCUUUGAUUCCCUACUGAAAAAGAAAGAAGCAGAACUGAAAAGAAACAAAAUGUGCAAAAUAUUAACUUUAGUCAUUCUGACUGUUUGUGUGGUCAUUAUUAUCAUCACAGUGCCAGUUGUAGUAAUUCAAAGCAAUAACUAA